AUGUAUUGUACACGAAGGAAACGGCUGCAGCUCAGCCGGAUUCUGUUCCUUCUCUCAGGGAUCUUCCUUUGUACUCUCUACCAGCUGAGCAUCAGUGCCAGACUGUCGGAGCCUCAGCUGGUGCCUCAGAUUGGAGAAGACUCUGGAGAGGGCUCAACAGAGGGAGCUGAGGAAGCAACAGUGGAGACUCAGGGGUUGGAGGAACCUGUCACUGAAAUGCACGCUUUAGAGCUCACAGAUCAAACGACACCACCGGCACACAGGACGCAUCACUCGGAAACAGAUUUAGAUUUCACAACAUCUACCAAUGAGGCUGCUAAGUCCCCCGCAUCACCAACCAAAAACCGAACUCUUGUACAUUGCAUCUAUGUGCAACCUGAGCCUCCAAAGGAGAUACCCACAACCACACCCCUGCCACCCGCUACCACCACUGUGCACACCACCAUCCCCGCUUACCCUGGCGAGUCCCCACGUAUGAAGGGAGAAUACCCCCAAGACAUCUUCUCUGUGGAAGACCGCAGAAGAGGCUGGGUUUCUCUUCACAUCUUUGGGAUGAUGUACAUGUUUGUGUCGCUUGCAAUUGUGUGUGAUGAGUUCUUUGUUCCUGCCCUGGGGGUAAUAACAGACAAGUUAGCUAUCUCUGAUGACGUGGCAGGAGCCACUUUCAUGGCUGCUGGGGGCUCCGCCCCUGAGCUUUUCACCUCUUUGAUAGGGGUCUUCAUUGCACACAGCAAUGUGGGCAUCGGCACCAUAGUGGGCUCAGCAGUUUUCAACAUUUUGUUUGUGAUCGGAAUGUGUGCUUUGUUUUCCCGGGAGAUGCUACAUUUGACCUGGUGGCCACUUUUCAGAGAUGUGUCCUUUUACAUCCUUGACCUGGUCUUGCUCAUUAUCUUCUUCUUGGAUAAUGUCAUAUUGUGGUGGGAGAGCAUGAUGUUGAUGGCCAGUUACACCCUCUAUGUCUUUUUUAUGAAGUACAAUGUGCAAAUAGAGCAGGCUUGCAAGGGGCAGCUCUACAGACACAAGAAUAUUGUCAAAGUCAUUGCUGUGGAGGAACCCGAAAAGGCCACUGAGGAAGAGGAAGAUAAAGUCCCCCCUGUUCCAGACAACAAGAAUCGACUUAAGCUGAAGCCAUCGCUACAGAGAGGGGGGAGCUCGGCCUCUUUACACAACAGCACCAUGAGAAACACCAUCUUCCAACUUAUGAUCCACACAUUGGACCCUCUGGGGGAGGCAAAAUUUAAGGAUAAAGCCGCGACCCUGAACAAUGUGGCCAUGGGGAAGGCUGAGAGCAAGACUCAGGCCAAAACAGAAGGUGGAGGAGGCAAAACCGAGCAUAGCAAAGAGCCGGAAGCCGCCCAAGCAAAGGACAAGGAAAAGAAGGAACAGCCAGAGGACAAGAAGGUACUCGCCAACUAUGUCCUGCUGGUUCACAAAAAGCAAAGAAGUGAAUCUUUGAUACCUGUCUAUGAGGAUGUGCCAGCAGGAGAGGGUGGGUCCGGGGGCUCAGAAGACUCUGACAGCGAUGACGAUGAUGACAGUGAAGACAGUGAUGAGGACAGUGAUGAGGACAGUGAUGAGGACAGUGAUGAUGAUGAUGAUGAGAAGGAGGAGGAGGAAGAUGAGGGAGAGGAUAAUGAUGAGCCCUUGUCUUUAAAGUGGCCAGAGACACGGCGUAAACAAGCCACUUACCUCUUGCUGCUGCCCAUAGUGUUCCCGCUGUGGCUAACAGUUCCUGAUGUUCGCAACCCAACAUCCAGAAGAUUCUUUGUGAUGACCUUCCUGGGCUCUAUUCUGUGGAUCGCUGUCUUCUCCUACCUCAUGGUGUGGUGGGCCCAUCAGGUGGGUGAGACAAUUGGCAUCUCAGAGGAGAUUAUGGGUCUGACCAUUCUUGCUGCAGGGACCUCCAUCCCUGACCUCAUUACCAGCGUGAUUGUGGCGCGUAAAGGUUUGGGGGACAUGGCUGUGUCCAGCUCUGUGGGCAGCAACAUUUUUGACAUCACUGUCGGUCUACCAAUACCAUGGCUGCUUUUCUCCGUCACCAACGGGUUGGCUCCAGUGAAAGUCAGCAGCAACGGGCUCUUUUGUGCCAUUGUGCUGCUUUUCCUCAUGCUCCUCUUUGUCAUCAUCUCCAUUGCUUCCUGUAAGUGGAAGAUGAACAAGAUGCUGGGUUUAACCAUGUUCUUGCUCUACUUUAUCUUCUUGGUGCUUAGCGUGAUGCUGGAGGAUCGCAUCAUUAUCUGCCCCGUAUCAAUCUGAAUGGGAUUUUUUUUUUUUGGAAAGCGCUCUCUAUUCCAGGCUCUCUCCUUCCCAUGUGGUCUCUGAAACAGCACUGUUAAUCCAGCAUGCAUAUGGAUUUUGCAGGCUUGGGUCUGGGUAUCGAUAGAAACCUUGCAGGUAACUGCGAUACAGUUGCUCUGCACCGGUGACUGUAAAACAUUGGUAUCUCAGCAGAUAUACACGUACAGCAACUUUUUCUAGAAUACAUUGCAUACAAAAUGGCAGCUUUAAACGGACAUUUUCUUUACCCUGGCAAAUUCCAACUCCUACGAAUGAAACUGAUAUAAUACAUGCAAUAAGGAAGAUGGUAUAACUAUGUGCAACGUUAGCACAGCAGUAAAAGAAUGAGGUUCACUGGUUUCUAAAAUAAAGUCUUGAUAAUGGAACAAAUAAAUAUAAUAGUAAUUAUUAUUAUUUUAAAUAGAUACAUUUAUAUUAUAUAGACAUAUGUAUAUACAUAUAUACAUUGUAUAUAUGUAUACAC
Molecule: messenger RNA, 2761 nt
Organism: Lampris incognitus (smalleye Pacific opah)
Lineage: Eukaryota; Metazoa; Chordata; Actinopteri; Lampriformes; Lampridae
Gene: slc24a1
Product: solute carrier family 24 member 1
Exons: 9
Coding region: 1-2256 (751 amino acids)
Biological process (GO): intracellular calcium ion homeostasis; long-term synaptic depression; calcium ion transmembrane transport
Cellular component (GO): membrane
Molecular function (GO): calcium channel activity; calcium, potassium:sodium antiporter activity
Source: RefSeq, a predicted model, not a curated record